Messenger RNA from Colletotrichum higginsianum IMI 349063, 948 nucleotides. RefSeq lists its product as uncharacterized. The transcript is spliced from 2 exons. The record is from RefSeq and is a predicted model, not a curated record. Bases 1 to 948 code for a protein of 315 amino acids. NCBI's taxonomy places the organism in Eukaryota, Fungi, Ascomycota, Sordariomycetes, Glomerellales, Glomerellaceae.
AUGUCUUCCAGCAUCACAACGUCCACCACCGUGACGGGUGCUGCGUUGCUUGCCAUCACCACGCCAUUCGUUCAGCCACCCGACUGUACGAGUUACUGGGGGACCACGAGUUUGCGCUCAAAUGUCAUCAACGGUACCAUAAGAAUGACCCGCGUGAUAGUCUCUGAGUCCGCCGCAUCAUGCUACCCGCCUGGUUGGACGGGCGAUAAAACCACCCCGGGAAAGCCCAGCUUUUCCCCAGGCGUGUGCCCCGAUGGCUGGGUGUAUUGGGACAUGGCUGAGGCUAGCUCUGCAGCGGCAUCGACGGCCUUUUGCUGCGACAGGUCUGUUUGCGUUUCUUCUCUCGUAAUGGUUUGGGCUCUUGGACAAGAACACUCUCUGACUGUCGACCCAAGUGGCUUCUCUCUCCAGUGGCUUCCCCUAUAUUGGCCCCAAACGUCGCUGGUCCCGGAGUCCCGGUUGUGUGGAAGUUGGAGCCGCAACACCGGAGCAGGCACAGAGACGUCAAGCGAGUACCCGGGCUCUAUUCUCAUGGUCCACGAUCCCUGGGCAGUGACCUGGGCCGCUUCUGACACGGCGACGCUGACGCCAAAGUUGCCCACUCUCACCAAGUCGAUAGCUCUGCCGACCUGGACGCCCGACCAGGUGAUUCCUGAUAGCGCAUACGAACCGCCGAAAGAGAAUAAGGACGGGUUGCAGAUAAGCCAGAGUCUUUAUCUCUUUAUUUGUAUUGGGAUACCUCUCAUCGCAGCCGCCAUGACGGAAGAAAGAGCAGAAUCCCUGAGAGUGGUUCGUCGCUUCAUUUCUCACCGUCUCACAAAGGAGUACAAGGGCGAAGCCAUUCGUCAGCUUGGCGGAUAUGAUUUCCCGAAACCGACAUGUGCUGAUUUCUCCAGCUCCUAUCGCCGCGGCGCCCACAUCCACCCUGCCGCUGCGGAUGUUUGUUAA